AUGCUCGUCAGUGUGUCAGGAUGCUCCUCUCCAAGCACCCUCUUUCUCGUCUCCAUUACCCGCACCUCCAGCUCCUCAGCCUCCUUCAAUCGGCCUUGGUUCCUAUAUGUCGACGCCAGGUUGGCCAUGCUCGUCAGUGUGUCGGGAUGCUCAUGA
Messenger RNA from Colletotrichum truncatum, 156 nucleotides. RefSeq lists its product as uncharacterized. NCBI's taxonomy places the organism in Eukaryota, Fungi, Ascomycota, Sordariomycetes, Glomerellales, Glomerellaceae. The record is from RefSeq and is a predicted model, not a curated record.